This is a messenger RNA of Mercenaria mercenaria, 1923 nucleotides long. Its product is annotated as receptor-type tyrosine-protein phosphatase beta-like. The record is from RefSeq and is a predicted model, not a curated record. The transcript is spliced from 11 exons. Bases 1 to 1032 code for a protein of 343 amino acids. NCBI's taxonomy places the organism in Eukaryota, Metazoa, Mollusca, Bivalvia, Venerida, Veneridae. Gene Ontology annotation, molecular function: protein tyrosine phosphatase activity. Gene Ontology annotation, biological process: protein dephosphorylation.
AUGGAUAUUGCUGUGGCAAUUGUCAAUGACAUCAACAAGAUAGGGCAAAGGAUUUCAGAUACAUCCAGCACUGAAGCUUCCAGACUGGAAUCUAACACACCUAAAAACAGAUGGGUCAAUAUUCUACCUUUUGACCAUAGUCGGGUAAAGCUGCAACAGAUAGAUGAUGAUGACCCAACAUCAGACUAUAUAAAUGCUAAUUAUAUGCCUGGAUUUAACAACCAGCGUGAGUACAUCGCUACCCAGGGUCCGUUGCCGGGGACGAUAGAUGAUUUUUGGAGAAUGGUAUGGGAGAAUGGUGUAAUGGUGAUAGUGAUGCUGACACAGUGUAAAGAAGGCAACCGGGUGAAAUGUGAGAAAUACUGGCCGGAUGAGUUGAGAGAACCAAAACAGUAUGGUGAGGUUGUUGUAAACCCUAUAUCCAUAUCAACUCUUGACAAGUACAAUAUCUCCAUAUUUGAUGUGUCUGUGGACGGACAGUCACGCCAAGUUAUCCAUUUUCACUACUUGGAUUUCCCAGAUUUCAGUGCCAAUGUGGAAUUUGACCACUUCAUUACUUUUGUAAGGAAUGUCCGGAGCCAUGUACCACAUGAUAAUACAGGACCAAUUAUUGUUCACUGCAGUGCGGGUGUUGGAAGAACAGGAACUUUUAUAGCUACAGACAGAUUGAGUCUCUACUUAGAUAGUCCAGAGUUUAGUGAGAAUGAUGAUGUAGAUAUAUUUGGUAUGGUGGUCGGCAUGAGGGAGAACAGAAUAGCUAUGGUACAGACAGAGUCUCAGUAUAUCAUGAUACAUGAUUGUUUCGACAAAAUGUUGGAGGAAAAGAGGAAGGCGCUGCAGGCGACAGACUCCACGGAAGAUCUAUAUGAAAACCAGGGAUUUGUGGAUCAUCAACUUUUAUGUUCAUAUGAAUCAAGACCUGGAUCACAUCCAUUUCCAGAGGUGCUGUAUGAAAAUGUUACUACAUCACCACAACAAGUGCAGCUACAAGAACAAGAAGAAGAAAAACAACAACAACAAACAGAACUAUGAUUGCUGGCAAACAAGCAACAACUUAUAUAAGGGAAAACUUUUUAUCAACAAAUAUAAACUGUGUAUGGUUGCUAGGCAACAUAUAGCAGCUGAUAUCUCGCCUGUAUGUUGAGAACAAGAUGGUCUUUAUUCUGUAGUAGCUGCAACUUGUGUGUUUCACAAACACAAUGAAAACCAUUACAGACAAUAGUCCCAGACAUCUUCCAUAUUCUUUUCCUGCAUGAAGCACAAUCCUUUUACAACUUUUUUUUUUUUGUUAAGACAAUAAGAUUCAUGACCAGAUAGGCUCAAAGUGCUAAGGAACAAAUGUUAUACACGGUGCUUGAAUAAAUGUCCUGGGGGACAUAGUAUUUUUAAAAGGUUUGGGAAGUGGGUGCAUUUAUUUUGGGAUCUGUUUAAUUUUAGAUUUUGAGUCAUUGUAUACUAUAAAACAGGGGCGUAGGGACGAUUUGAGCAUUGGGGCAGCGGAGGGAGUAGGUUUAGGAGGGGGUAUCCCCCUCUCAACGGGGUCCAGGGCGGCCCCAGGAAAAAUUUCAUAAAGCUGGAGUAAAUGGUGCAAUCUGGCAACUUCUUGAGCUGAACUUACUAAUUUUUGUACGCCUGUCUCUGAAAGCCCCUACGCCCUUGUAAAAAGAACAAUUUUGACUAUAAAAACACUACAAGCAUCCACUUAAGAUAUAUAUUAAUCUCUUAGAAAAUGGGGGAGGGGAUUCAUGCAGGGAUAUAUGGUAAUAAAAAAACAAAAACAUUUACAUGGUGUUUUAACUUGGCAACAACAGACAAAUUUAUAAGUUUGAUUGUUUCCAGCUAUGCAGUCUUGUUUCAGUUUUGCAAAAAGCAGCUUUUGGUUCAGUAAAUUCGUAUGAAAUGAUUUCAUGAAUGUUUUACAUU